Messenger RNA from Poecilia reticulata (guppy), 8259 nucleotides. RefSeq names its product discs, large (Drosophila) homolog-associated protein 1b (gene dlgap1b). NCBI's taxonomy places the organism in Eukaryota, Metazoa, Chordata, Actinopteri, Cyprinodontiformes, Poeciliidae. Gene Ontology annotation, biological process: signaling. Gene Ontology annotation, cellular component: postsynaptic specialization; glutamatergic synapse. The record is from RefSeq and is a predicted model, not a curated record. Gene Ontology annotation, molecular function: molecular adaptor activity.
GGUUCAUACGUUCAGUGAUGCCUCUGCAGCCCACAGACUGAGCGGUACAGGAAGAUACUACGCUCUGCGGGACCGUACCGUGCAAGUGACGAGCCGUGAUCAGUGCUGACUUCAGAUCAUUUUAAAGGAAACAAGGAGAUUUGAGCGGAAAUCACAGGAUUACUCUUUCAGGGGCUGCCGGACGGACUCCGCUCAGACAAGGUGCAGAAAUGUGGAAACACAGACGGCAAGGAGUGCGGAAUUGAGAAACUGGAAAAAAAGAUGCCAAAGAUGAAACAAUAAAGCAGAGCUAGAUUUGGGGCCUGUGCAGACUUUCUGCAGAAGCAGUCGGGUGCACAAGCCAACCAGGCCAAAAUGACCAUGAAAGGCCUGUCCAACAGCCGCAGUCACCACACAGUGACCUGCGACCCCUCUUAUGACUCCAUGACUCUGGGGCACGCCGACCGCCGGUCCUACUUCCUCAACCAAGGGGAAGCUCAUCCCACUGAAAACCCCUGCUACACACAGCGGAGCGCCUUUCAGACUGAGUGCAGUGCCUAUCCUGACCUGACCAGCUGUACUUUCCCUCGCAGACAUUACAGCUCCCACCAUGAGCUGAAGGAAGAGUGCAGCGCCUUGGUGCCUUACACCGGGCCUACGGGGAGCUGUAAGGGAAGCGGAGGGAACAACAACAACCGCAUACCGUCAAACUUGCUCGAGCAGUUCGAGACCCAAGCUCCGUUGAGACGCGAAGGCUACCACACGCUGCAAUACAAGCAUACGGCAUUGGAGCACCAACGCAGCGACAGCCCUGGUCGAAUUCGCCACCUCGUGCAUUCUGUGCAGAAGCUUUUCACCAAGUCCCACUCUCUAGAGGGGCCCUCGGGCUCUGGAGGAGGUGGGAGCGGAAAGAUAAAUGGCAGCAAAUCCAGCCCAGAUGAUCCUCCCUCGUGCUCUGGGACCCUCAAGCACAGUAAGCGUAGUAAGAGCAAAGACCGCUCCAAGUCAGAACCCAAGAUGCGUACAACUACAUCAGGGUACUGGAGCUCAGAUGACAUGCUUGACCGGGAGGUGUGUCUGUACCAUCACCACCAAGGGGGUGGCAUUGGUUCCAUGCCUUCAGGGGUCAUGACUAUUGGACGCCACCCAGAUAAAUCCCAGUCACAAUAUUUCAUGGAGUCCUACAACACCAUCAGCGCCCAGUCACUCAAGACGUCACGCAGCAACAACGACGUCAAGUGCUCUGCGUGCUCAGGUGGCAGCAGUGGAGGUCUGCCGCUAAUGAGUGCCCUCGAUGGACAAGUCCAGCUGAAGAAGAGCUCAUGGUCCUCUACGCUGACGGUGAGCAGAGCGAGGGAGGUGUACCAAAAGGCCUCUGUCAAUCUAGAUAAAGCUCUCGUCAAAGCCGAGCCAGGACGCACUUGCCAUUUCUUACAGGUGCCUCAGGAUGACUGGAGCGGCUUCUCUCCAGUGGGGAAGGAUGAUGAGAUCCCUUGCCGGCGAAUGCGCAGUGGCAGCUACAUCAAGGCCAUGGCAGAGGAGGAUAGUGGCGACUCAGAUUGCAGCCCUAAGCCCUCGCCCAAGGUCCAGGCACGGCGAGCCAGCUACCUGAAGGCCACACAGCCUUCUCUUACUGAAAUGACCACGCUCAAGAUUUCCACGGAGCACUCGCCCAAGCUGCAGAUCCGAAGUCACAGCUACCUGCGGGCGGUGAGCGAGGUUUCCAUCAACAGGAGCCUGGACAGCUUGGACCCAGCGGGGCUGCUGGCCUCGCCUAAAUUCCGCUCCCGCAACGAGAGCUACAUGAGAGCCAUGAGUACCAUCAGUCAGGUGAGCGAGGUGGAGGUGAACGGGCAGAUAGAGGCGGUGUGCGAGUCGGUGUUUAGCGAGAUGGAGUCGCAGGCGGUGGAUGCCCUGGACCUGCCCAUGCCCGGCUGCUUCCGGAUGCGGAGCCACAGCUACGUGCGUGCCAUAGAGAAGGGCUGCUCACAGGAGGAGGAAGAGGGCGUCGUCGCGCUACGCGAGAGGGGGAUGGACUCCCCCCCGCGCACCGCCACCACCGUCCGAACCAUUCAGAGCAGCACAGUGUCAUCAUGCAUCACUACAUACAAAAAGACGCCUCCACCUGUGCCGCCAAGGACCACCCCGUCCAAACCGUUCAUCUCCAUAACGGCCCAGAGCAGCACCGAGUCAGCCCAGGACGCAUACAUGGAUGGAGGCUCCAGCCAGCGGGCCGGCAUCAGCUCCCAGCAGGGGCUCUCCAACUCCACGGAGAGCAUCGACAGCAUGAAAGCCCUGACGGCGGCCAUCGAGGCGGCCAACGCUCAGGUACACGGCCCCGCCAGCCAGCACGUCACCAACAGCACCAUCACCAUCACCGCCACGGCAACCACCUCUGUCACGGCCGACACCAAGGCGCAGAGAGAAGCGCUCAGAAAGUGCCUCUCCAUCGGGAUUCAGGUGGACCCGGAGGAAGGAGGGCCAACAGACGAGCAAUCGAAAUUCCAGUCGAUAGGAAUUCAGGUGGAGGAUGACCGAUGUCACCGCAGGAUGACCCGGUCCAACAGCGUGACCACAGCUGUGCAGGCCGACCUCGAUGACCCGGCUGAUGCCCCUGAGCUCCCGCUGCGGCAGUAUGCCACCAUGCCGCGCCAGCUUUCCCGCGACGCCGCCACCUCCACCGUCAGCAUCCAGGGCUCCGGGAACCACUACCACGCCUGUGCCGCCGAUGAGUACGGCGAGGUGGGCUUCGACCCAUCCAUCCUGCCUCCCCCGGAUCCCUGGAUGGACAGCGUGCCCGAGCCGGCGGCAACAGUGGAGGCCCUGGAGGCCGUGAGCAGGUCGGUGUGCCCCCGUGACGGGCGCUGGUUCCUCAAGCUACUGCAAGCCGAGACGGAGCGUAUGGAGGGCUGGUGCCGACAGAUGGAGCAGGAUGAAGUGGAGAAUGAGCUGCCUGAUGAGGUCCUAGGGAAGAUCCGCAGUGCAGUGGGGAGUGCCCAGCUGCUGAUGUCCCAGAAGUUUCAGCAGUUCCGGGAGCUGUGUGAGGAGAAUCUGAAUCCAAAUGCACACCCGCGGCCCAUCUCCCAGGACCUGGCGGGUUUCUGGGACAUGCUCCAGCUGUCCAUCGAGAACAUUAGCCUGAAGUUUGACGAACUCCACCAGCUCAAAGCCAACAACUGGAAACCUCUGACCCCCCCAGAAAUUCAGGAGAGAAGGAUGCCCCCCCCUGUGCCAAAGAAGCCCCUGAAGGGCCAUCCACCUCUGGCUAGGGACCGCUCGCUGGAGAGCUCCGAGCGCCAGCGCCUGGAGGCUCGCAAACGCUUGCUUGCUGCCAAACGUGCCGCGUCGGUGCGGCAGAGCUCGGCCACUGAGAGCGCAGACAGCAUCGAGAUCUAUAUUCCCGAGGCUCAGACCAGACUCUGAGACACACGGAAGCGCGUACGCCUACACGUCUAAUAUUCGACACUGUUUCAUAAACACUGUAGUAGCACUGAAUGGUAAGGCUAGGGUGCUAGCAUUAAUAUAAUCACCUUUUCUGCCGACUUUCCAGAUCACUGUGGGCUCACUCGCCGUGGAGGGUGUCUGAACAAGAAUUGUACAUUUACAGUAUUUAUUGAAUUAUUUAUAUAUCUCACGCUCAUUUCCUUUUUCCCAGCUUCGAUGUAGCAAUCCUGUUCAUCACUCACAAAGAUUUGUCUAAAAAAACAAAAGAAAAAAAAAAAACCACUUCUGUUCAUAUACAUGAGAAAGAGAUCACGUCCUUGGCACUUUUACACAUUUUGUCACACUACAAUCACCAAUUUCAGUGUUUUACUCUGAUUUUAUGCCAUAUUGCAGCACGGAGUAUUGCUUUUACAAAAAAGCCAUUCCCCACCAUGUUUCACGGUGAAAAUUGCGUGUUUACAGAGUUAAUAUUCUGCCGUGCGUAGUGUGUUGCAUCUCCACAGCAUGAUGCUGACACCGCCAUGUUUCAGUGUGGGACAAGUGGGUUCACAAUUCUAUUUCAUAAUAUAAAGUGAAAAAAAAAAGACAAAAAAAAUCACAAUUUUACUUUUCCCCAAAAUGAAAAUCUGAAAAGUGCAAUAUGUAUUUGAAUUAAUAUCAUCGUACUGUACAUCAAUCUCUGCCCAACCUCAUGUAUCUUGGCUUCGAUCUGGAAAGUGCACACCUAAGACUUUGUUAAAACAAGACCGCCGUCUGGAAACGGUCUGUAUUUUAGAUGUUGUUUGGGGAAAAGUUCCACUUUUAGACGGCACUGCAUCACUGUUUAGACAACACCGCCAAGAAGCCUUGAAUCUGCUGCAGUUGUCGUGGCAGGUCUCUAUGUGGCGUCGAAAUUUGUAUCCGCUUUGACACGAUGAACCAGUUUAAGACAUCGCCGUAUCAGAAGAUGUCUUAAACUGAAAAGAUUGAGUAGCGCUAACCACCUUCCUUUUUUUUUUUUUUUAACUGUUAUCGCCUGUGCAUACGUAGAACAAAUCCUGCAGCUGUGCGUUCUGCACGUGUGCCCUUUCACACCUGCAGAAUACUUCACACCUCUGUUGGGGGUGUUCCGGAAAAUUCCCCUCUUAAGACCAGGUCUCCUCACCAGAGACGUGUAAACAAGCGGCUAGAUCGCAACAGAAACGUUUGGGUUUCACCUAAAACCAUCUCCGUUCAAACACCGUUGUCCACUUGACAGAUUCUCACACCUGAGCUUUGGAACUCUGCCGCUCCCCCAGAGGUAUGCUAUAGUGUUAUCUAACAAACUUCAAACAUAAGGCUUACAGAAUAGUCAUAUUCAAUUUGACAUUCAAUUAGACACGAGUGAAGUCUCAUUUUUAAUUAAUUUUAUUUAGAGGUAUCAGAAUAAAGAGGGCUAAAUACAAAAAUCACACCACGCUUUUCAGAUUUCUGCGUGAAAAGUGUUUGUAAACAUGUGUAUUGUUUUCCAUUCACAUCACCAUCACGUAAAACGUGAAUAUUUGCGGCUGCAAUGUGACGUUAAAAACAGUUCAAAACAUUUGAAUACUUUUGCAAGGCCGUGUGUUUGUCACAACUAGAUGUCUUUUUGGGCUUCAUUGGAGCAGAUCGAAAGGCUGGAUCUACAUGAGGCCAAGUGGUUGGGACUGCAGUCCUUCAUUUGAAGGAGCCACAGGCUUAAAUCUGUGUGUGUUUGAGUGUCAUAAAGAGUGUGUGCUUUCGUUCAGAUCUCAAAAGUGCUUCCUAUUUUUCUAGAGCCUAAAGAGUCCUGACUGUCAAGGUAGCAGCAUCAUCAAACGGAGUCUGUCCUGUUUCAUCUUAACUCAGUGAGACGUCUGUAAAAAAGGAAACACAAGUAUAACGUAACAUGACUCGCAUGUGGACGUUUUUUUUGUUUUUUUCUUUUUCUUUAGGUUUAUUCCUAACCAAGUGUUGUGUUCACACACCUCCUGUAUAUCAGACUUAAGCUAAAAAUACUGAUAUUUGGUACAUUAUAAUGUAGUUGUACUAUAUUUUUCUUAAAUGUCAUUUUUAGCCAACAGACGUCUUGGUAUAAUUGAGUCUAGAGAAGUGGAAAGGGACUAUUUCUCCUCACUGUGUGUGCAUCUCUGCCUCCAAAUGAAGCAAUUACUGAAGGUCAUACAGAAGAAUCCUAUUUCUAAUAUUUUGUAUUCAUGUUUAAUUUAUUGAUGGGGGAGGGGUGAUUGUUUAUUGACAUUGUGAUUAUUAUUAUAAAUAUUAAUAUGCACUAACUAUACGGCCCUUAUACUGUGUUUGGGUUUUGUUUAUUGGCUCGUCUGCAUGAAAGGCACCUUUUGGGUUUUUUCUUCUGUUUCUGUGAUAAGCCUUAAUUUCUACUACAAUAGUUGAGCACAACAGCAGUCUCAGGGGGAGGGGCAUGUUGAGUGUGUGUGUGUGUGCGUGUGUGGGGGUGAGUGAGUGACUGUGAGUGACUGUGUGUCUUACUUCACGUGAGUGUGUUUUAGUAAAUCAGCAAAUUCAAAUUUCAUAGAAAAGUUAAUUUACUACAGACAAAUUGAAAAUUUAACAUGGAAUAAUUACACACAGGGUGAAAUAUUUCAAUGGUUUUUUAUUUUAGUAAAUUUGAUCAUUUUAUUCCAAAGUUUGUUUUUCUACACAUUCAGAGGGGGAAAUUUUGACUUGCCAGUGUUGCAUUUACACAAGAUAGAAAAGUUCAUUUCUGUAGAAGCUGCCUGGGUUGAAGCAUAUUAAGGAGAAAUUUAGUGAAAGGAAAAACUGUUGCAUAGGCUAUAAGUAGAUGAAUCUUUUUAGAAAAAAAAAGAUCUUGUGAAAUAUUUAAAUUCAAACUAAAAUAUUCAUAAUUUCCUAUAAAGUGUCAUCUUUAAAAUUAGCUGGAAUAUAUUACUCUGUGUCUAAUGAAUGGCUGUAUGAAUUUAACAUUUAAUUACUGCAUUACAUAUGUAUUACAUAUUACGUCUCUAUGCUAAUCUAAUUUAUUGAACUGCACCUCUACUGUAUGUGACCCAAAGUUCCAUCUCUUGUUGCGUUUAAUCCUUCUCAUAAGGAUUAUCCCACAUAAACUGAAAAUAAUUUCUGCCAUAUUCUGAACAAUUUCGAUGUUGGGGACACUUGACCCGACUUUCUUCAACUGUAACAAGGUAUUUCAGUCAGCUGCUUGAAUGUGGAGACAAUCCCGAUCCGGCCUGUAGUCAUUCUUAUUAGUUUAGCUAACCAAACAGCAGGAUGUCAUGUGCAAUUUAGUUGUCCAUGUUGAUCUGAUGAUGUUUGUGCCAUUGAAUAUGCGGGAAUACAUUUGAUUCUGCUAUUUUACCUUACAAAACGGCUACCUUAAGUUUUCAUUGAGAAAAAAAAAAGUCAUUUGUGACAGAAGUGAUGAUGUAAUCUUACAAUUUGUAUUUCUUUUUUGCUGGAUGGAUGAAAUUUUAGAGAAUACACAUAAUAUAUUCGGUCAAGACCAUUUUAGUUUUUUUUUUUCCAUUUCUUUUUUAUAUACUUGUAUUUGCAUUAAAUUGUCUGGUAAAAAAAAGAUAGAACCUCUAUUUCUGUUUUUUUAGUAUAACAUAUCAGUAUAAACCUCCUCGUAUAGCAGGGAACUAGAAACCAGAAUGUUGAAUUGUGGGCAACAAUCUUGACAUUUCUGAAGCUUGUGAUGUACACCAGCAUCUCAAUAAAUUAAAAUAUCUUUGAAAACUUUGCCUAUUUUGAUAAUUCAGUUUAAAAAGUGAAACUCAUAUGCACUCAUUACGCAGUGAUAUAUUUCAAGCUUUUAUUUCUACUCGUUUUGAUGAUUAUCACUUAACACUAUUACAAUUUCAACCAAAAUUGAAUUGGUAUUAACGUUGCAUAACACCAAAUAAAAAUAACUUCUAAUAUCAGGGUUACUGAAAGCAAUGUAAAUGUACAUCAGUGUAUAUACACUCAAUACUUGGUUGGGGCUCCUUUUGCAUGAACUGCCGGUGUCUCUGUAGUUUAACAGAGUUCAGGUCAGGCAGGUUUCCUGGCCAGCCAAAAAUAGCAAAACUUCUGUGAUUGAAUAUUUGAAUGGACUUUGCUUCACCGAUACCUUUAAGCCAUCAGUUACCUGUGUACUCUUUCACUUUUCUUUACGCGUUUUACUGACUUUUCACUGAACUUUCAAUGCGAGUUUCUCUUCCACAAGAAGAUCGCUCUUCUUGUGGAAGCUGUCGGUGACAACUGUUGGAUAAUCAUCAUGUCUGCAGUCUUCUCAGCGAUGGCAUUACCCAAAGCUUCAAGCACUUUGACUUUUUCCAGCAUGUUUUACAUCAUAAAGCAAAAACAAAUAUUUUUUUAUCCAGUUCAAAUUUCGAAGUGUGAUGUUUUUAAAAAGUAACAAAACAAAAGGGUCCGUUGGGGUCGAGAUUUUGUUUUUUUUUUCUUAUUUCAAGUUGCAUCCAGGUUUUGAGUUAAGAGGUCUGUGGGCCAGCAGCAGAAUUUUCUGAGAAACUUGAUUCUCUGAAAUGAUGGGCGUUCAUUAGCUGAAAGACAUAAUCAUUCAAAUUAAGAGACAUAAAGGCUUUAAAUAUCACUUAAAUUGUAAAAUUACAUGAGUUUCACGUUUUGACUCGAAUAGCUGAAAUUCAACUUUUUGACGAUAUUAUAAUUUGAGGUGCACCUGUGGUUGGUCAGAUAAAUAUUUGUACAUAAAUGAAUGUUUCCCUAUGUAAAAUGUAAACUAAAACACGUGAACAACACACUGAACAGAUAUACAUUUUGUAAUUAUGUUAUUACACUGUUGAUGUUAUGGCACAUGUAUAAGCUCUUAUCAGCAUUAAAGAAAAAGAGUCAUUGCUGUUA